This is a messenger RNA of Parathielavia appendiculata, 1635 nucleotides long. RefSeq lists its product as uncharacterized. Lineage: Eukaryota; Fungi; Ascomycota; Sordariomycetes; Sordariales; Chaetomiaceae. The transcript has a single exon. The record is from RefSeq and is a predicted model, not a curated record. Bases 1 to 1635 code for a protein of 544 amino acids.
AUGUCGAUCGUGGCUUACAGCCUUCGCCGGGCGACCAUCGCCACCUGUUUUGUCACGGCCCUGAUCUUCGUCAUCUGGCUCCUGCCACGACUGCUCAACCCGACCCCGCCGGAUGCCGAAGAACGCGAGCGGGACAGGCACUGGGUCGACACAUCCCCCAAUUGGUUCGAUCGACAAACAUGCCGCUGGCUGAGUCUUUGCGGCAUCCAGCACAUUCGCUGGGAUGCGCCGGCGCUGUCCGAUCCAAACGAGCCUUCGACCUUGGACGAACUAGAGUCGCUAGCUCUAGGGCUUAGCACAUCUUGGAGAUUUGUCGAAAAGACCGGUCUGAGCGAUUGGGAAGUGGCGCCCACACAGCAGGACUUGAAGCGCGGAGUCCAGGCAACCGGCGACAGCGGUAGCAAGGUUAACUACGAGGUGCCAGACUAUGUGCUCAAUCACGCGCCCUUGGUACAUCUCUACUCUGGCGAGAAUUUCUGGCCAUCCGACAUUGCCGAGCACAUCCGCCAUAUGAAGGCGUGCGUGGAGGGCACCUUGGUUAACACAAGCAAGCCUUUGGAUUUGAGCAAUCUCGGCACACUUCAAUCCCAGAACGACACCGUCUUCUUGACCAGCGAGGAUGACGUGGAGUUGAGGCCCCAGUGGCUCCACAGCCGAGCCGCCAUCCCAACCCCCUUUGAGGAUGAUGGUCCAGAUGGAGGAAACCAUGACGACUCUCACGAUCCCCCUCGACGACCGGACGACGACACUUCCUGGUGGGAUGUGGACAGGGAUCACCCUCCCCAUCGCAUAGUCCCGCCGAGGGAGUCCAGCCAGAGACACCAGGGGUUUCGAAAGAGACGUUCCACUCCCCACCCACAGCGCCCGUUGGUUGGGGACGCUGCAACAAGUCAGAAGGGUAGCAAGCCCGAUGUCAGCGGGUAUUCCCGAGCGCCGGCCGUUCUCAUCCUCGUUGACAAGGGGGCGGGCAUCGUGGACGCCUUCUGGUUCUUCUUCUACAGCUACAACCUGGGCCAAACAGUCCUCAAGAUCCGUUUCGGCAACCACGUCGGCGACUGGGAGCACUGCAUGGUGCGCUUCCAGCACGGCGUACCGCGCGCCAUGUUUCUGAGCGAGCACGCCGGCGGCAAGGCCUACCUGUGGAAGGCGCUGGAGAAGCGGACCCAGAAAGACGGCAAGCCCGCACGGCCCGUUAUCUACUCAGCUGUGGGCAGCCACGCCAUGUAUGCCUCGCCCGGCAUGCACCCUUACGUUCUCCCGUUCAAGCUGCUCAAGGAUGUCACCGACAAGGGCCCGCUGUGGGAUCCCGCGCUGAAUCAUUACGCCUAUUGGUACGAUUACGAGGUCGACCGAGACGAGGAGAGGAAUUCGACGGUCCAGGUACGGACGAGCUUGACAGCCGCGGAGUCGAACCCGGGCUUGCCUACGUCGUGGUUCCACUUUGAAGGGUUUUGGGGUGAUGAUGUCUACCCGCUGAGUGACCUGCGCCAGUGGAGGCUUUUCGGAGAGUACCACUACGUCACGGGCCCUCAGGGGCCCAAGGCGAAGUUCCUCGACAGGAGGAAGGUGUGCCAGACCGAGAAGUGCACUAUUGUGGACAGCAUUGAGGCCGGGAAGAAGUCGGCUUGGUAUUAG